Messenger RNA from Hemisphaericaspora subhashii, 5133 nucleotides. RefSeq lists its product as uncharacterized. The transcript has a single exon. The record is from RefSeq and is a predicted model, not a curated record. NCBI's taxonomy places the organism in Eukaryota, Fungi, Ascomycota, Pichiomycetes, Serinales, Debaryomycetaceae. Gene Ontology annotation, cellular component: THO complex part of transcription export complex. Gene Ontology annotation, biological process: mRNA processing; mRNA export from nucleus. The coding region runs from base 1 to 5133 and encodes 1710 amino acids. Gene Ontology annotation, molecular function: mRNA binding.
AUGAGUGAGCAAUCCUUUACUUACUUCUCAGAUGGAGUUCUUGCUGAAUUUCAUGGAAGUGGUAUGGAAUAUUUGAUGGAACUGUUGGAAGCUUAUGAUGAAACUGAUAUUGAAAGUGAAAAUACCGUUGCCCAAUUAUUUACAGAAUUAUUACUUACAUUGGAAGAGAAUAAAGUAGAGUUAGAUGAUAUAGUUGAAUUUUUAGUUCAAUCAAUUAAAAGUGAUGAUAUUGCUAGAAUUUUUUGUCAAGUAUUAAAUGCUUUCCCACCUACAGUUAAUUUAAGACAAUUAUUAUUAUUGAUUAGUAGAAAAGAAAAUGUUUUGAAACCAGAAACAAUUGCAUUAUAUAUAAAUACGGAUUUCCUUAAAGAACUGGAAAUUGUACCUAAAGCAAUAUUAACUAAAAGUUUAAACAGUAGAAUAAGAGAUGAAUUCUAUACCCAAAAGAAGUUCAAUUUAUUGCAUGAAGAAACUGAAGGUUAUUCUAAAUUUGUUGUGGAAUUAUAUACAAUAUUUACUUCAGAUUCAACUGAUUUCCAACUCGAAUAUACACUUCAAGUGAUUGAAAAAUUGAUUGGACAUUAUAAUUUGGACCCAAAUAGAUGUCUUGAUUUACUUUUGGAACUAUAUUCGAUAGUGAUUGUUUCAAGACCUUCAUUCGCAUUGAAAUUAUUAAGAAGAUCAAGAUGGUGGCCAACUAUUGAAAGUGAUAAUUCUUCUUUCUCAACCUUGUCUUAUGGUGGAAAUGAAGUGGCGGCAAAAAUAUUGGGAUUAAAAAUCAUGCGUUAUCCUUCUGAAAAAGACUUACCUGAGACAUUUAAGCUUCUAGUAGCUUGCUUGAUAAAAGAAGGUUUCAUUAGUUUUGGAUCACUUUAUAAAUACAUAUCACCGGAUGAUGAAAAAAUGAGUAAGUUAGAGAAAGAAUACCAAAAGAAAUUAGAAGAGGAAGUAUUGAAAGCAGGAGCCAAUGCACUUGCAUUAGCAGCACCUUUAGCAGAAGAAGAAGAUGAAGAUGGAAAAGGGGAUAGCAAAACAAAUAAAGGUAAAAACGCAACUGAAAAGAUCGAACCCAAAUCUUUGGAACAGUUAUUACAUUUGAACUUUAAAUUCCAGUUUUUGCGAGUGUUCCUAAGUAAUGGUCUCUAUUGGCCAUCAAUAUUUAUCCUUACAAAAUAUCCAUUUUUAGCACAAAUAGAUGAAGAAAUCCCAAUCUUGAUAAACAGACUUUUUGAAGCCAUGAUUGAUCCCUUAUUUAAGAAUAUUCAGAUUUUUUCACAAGAUGAAUUGAGUGAGUUGCAAGAGCCACUAAAAGCAACAUUUUCAAGACCUCACAAUGGUGUCUAUUAUGAAGAUUUUCCAAGUUCAGAGUUUCUUUCUUUCAAGGCAACUAUUAAAGACUUUGCUUUUAAAAAGUUUAAAUAUUUUUAUGAAGCUUGGUCAGACAAGCUUCCGGUAAUAAAUUCAAUAGAUAGUUUUAUUGAUGUAUCAAAAGAAUUUCUCAAGUUUUCAGGUGUUAAUUUAGCCAAGAAUGUGGAAUUAUUCAUUAAAGUUUGUGAAAUUGUUCAUAACGAUUUAGAGAAGAAUUUAGAAGAUGAAGAAAUUAGAUUGCGUUGGUUCCACUAUUUUAGAAAUUUCAUUUUUCCUGCAAUGCCCUUAAUUGAGGAGAAUUCAAUAGCAAUAGAUAAAGCAUAUGCGAUUUUGGCGAUGUAUCCACUUGAAGAUAGAUUUAGUGUAUACGGUGAAAUGUAUUCCGUCCUAGCCAAAAAUAAUCCAUUGAUAAAAAUGGCUUAUAAUAGAGCAGAGAAAUCAACAAAGGAUGUUUUAAAGAGAUUAUCUAAGGAAAACGUUCGUCCAAUGAUGAGAAGAUUGGCCAAAAUUAGUUUCUCAAACCCAUUACCUUGUUUAUUAACCAUUUUACAACAAAUUGAAAGUUAUGACAAUUUGAAUACUUUAGUAGUGGAAACUGCUAGAUAUUUUAAUAGUUAUGGAUGGGACAAUUUAACCGUUGCUAUUUUAAUGAGAUUGACCGCGAAAGGAAGAAGUGCUACUCAAGAUGAUGGUAUGGUUGAAAGACAAUGGAUCCAAUCAUUAGCUUCAUUUAUCGGUAAAAUUUGUCAAAGAUACCCCAAGGCAAUCGACAUUCAAACAAUAUUGUCAUUUUUAUUGAAAUCUUUCCAUGCGAAGGAGAGCAUUGGAAUAUCAGUAUUGAAAGAAAUGCUUAUAUCAAUGGGAGGUAUUCAGACAAUAACGAAUUUAACAUUACAUCAAAUUGAUAUGAUUAAUUGUGGAUCAUCCUUGCAAAGAAUUAUCUAUCGUACAAUCAAUGAUUUGAGAUUUGAAAGAACAACUUCAGGAAAACAUCUUGUUAAAUGCUUUAUUGAAUUAGAUGCAAUAAAUGAGCUUUUGGUUUUGCUUUGUCAAUUUUCCAGUAAUUUAAUUUACAAUACUGAACAGACACACUUGAAAGUGUUGGCUAGUAGGAGUGAUGAUUUGAAUGCUGUCAUUAAGUUAUUUGUUACACUUGUUAGUUGUUUUGGAGAUGUCGAUGAAUUCGAAAAUAUGUUGUUACCAAUUGAUGAAUUAUAUUUACAAUACAAAGUACCUAUAGAAUGGGCGUUUGAACUCUGGAGACCAAUUAUUACCGACUCAUUAUUGAAUAAUAAAGAAUCUUUGGAUAAUUUGGUGGAAACUUUUAAACAACAAAUUCCACAUAUUGUUCAACAUAAUGUUCUUGAUUUCUUAUCUGAAGAUUUAAUUGUUUCAUUCUGGUUAUUAUCAUUGAAAGAUAUUAAUUAUUCCAAGUCACUUUAUGAAUCAGAAAUCGCAAAACUUGAAGUUGGAAAUAAAGGAUUGAAAAAUUCUAUUUCUAUUAAUGUUAGGGAUAAAGAUAUUCCAAGGGCCACCAUCGAAAGACAGAGAAGGGAAUUAGCUGAAAAUGAAGAAUAUUUGAAAAUUUUACCAAAAGACAAUGAAUCACAUGCCAACCAUAAUAAUUUAAUAACGUCAAGGUUAGAAGCACAAUCAUCCAAUUGGUUUUUGGCUGAAGAAUCUGAAAGUCAAAAGAUUCAAAUUCAAAACUUCCUUCAAUGUUGUGUAUUACCAAGAAGUAUUCAUUCAUCAUUUGAUGCAGUAUUUUCUGCUCGUUUUAUUUUUAGAUUACAUUCCUUGAAAGCAAAUAACUAUUCAUUAAUUGGUUUGUUAGAUGAAUUAAUUAAGAAUAAGAUUUUGUUUGGUACUUUGUUCACUUUAAGUCCAAUUGAAGCUGAGAAUUUAGGUUUAUUUUUUUCGGAUAUUUUGAGAACAUUACAAGGAUGGACAAAUCAAUCAAGCUUUGAAGAAGCUGGGUCAAUAAUGGAUUUAGAAGGUAAUAUCAUAGGAUUUGAUGAAUAUAGAAAACUUCUUUUCGAAUAUCAUUCCAUAAUCUUGGAAGAAAUUGAAACUGCUUUAGGUGUUACCGAAUACAUGGCCCGUGGUAAUGCAAUCACGUUUUUGAAGAACUUAUUAGGUGUCUAUCCAACAGUUGAAGACCAUUGUGAAAGAGUCGUGGAAUUGCUUGAAAAGAUAGCCGCAAUUGAAAAGAGAGAAGACUUGAAAUUAGCAUCCGGUGCAUUAGUAGGACAUGUCAAAUCAAGAUCCAAAGAAUGGGUCCACGUCUGGGACUUUAUUCCAAUGGGUGAUGAAGAGAAGAAUGAAUUGGUAAAAGCGCAACAAGAAAAGAAGAGAAAAGCUUUAGAAAAGAAGUUACAAGCAAAGAAGAAAAUACAAGAAAAGAAGGCAGAAGAGGAAAGAUUGGCUAAGGAACGUGAGAAGGAAGAGGAAAUCAAGAAGAGAAAGGUUCUCAAUUAUGAUUCUCAAAAAGCUGCUCCAAGACCAGAUUCAAGAGGUCUGACUGCAACUAGUUCAAGAGGUAAAUAUGAUAACUACUCGAGGUAUGCUCCAACUCCAAGAGAAAUGAGUGUUGAAUCCGAAAGAGAAGACGAUGUAAAUUCCAAAGGACAGACGAAUAGUCAAAGAAAAGGCAAACCGACUAAUAAGUUUGACAGAGCCAACAAGAAUGAAGCUUCCAACGAAACCAAAACAGAAGAAAAAUCCAAAGGAAUAGAAAACAGAAAAGAUACCGCUACUAAAGGAGAAAGCAAAAAGGAAAACGAGGCAAUUGCACCAAGACCUCCUUUCCAAGGUGGAAGAAGAGAUUUCCAAAGAUCGAGUGGAUCCACAAGUCGUCCAACAGAACCUCUGACAAUUUCACAUCCACCCACAAAACCAAAAGAGGACGAAGAAAAAGAGAAAGGGAAAGAGAAAGAGAAAGAGAAAGAGAAAGAGAAAGAGAAAGAGAAAGAGGAAGCGAAAGACAACGAAAACGAGAAAGAACAAGAAAAACCAACCAAAUUAAAAUCAAGGCUAUCAUUAGUAAAGCGAGCAUUUGCAGAACAAUUUGCAAGCAAAGAGGUUUCUCCAGUUAAAUCCCCAAGCCAAGCGACUGACGAACUGGCCACCAAUCUUUCCACGCAACAGGAAAAAGAACCUGUAUCUGCAAUAAAGAGCAGAACCCCACUACCAAGUCAAAGUGAAGUACUUACAGGAAAAAGCCACAGUCAUGGAUCGAGCGUGGCAAAACGUGCUCCUCUAGGACCUCAAGAAACAGGAAGAUCUCAAAUGCAACCACAACGUCCAAGGAACACAAGGGCUCCAUACACCCCACAGGAUAAACCAUCACCUAGAUCAAGGACACCAUUACCACCUCCCGAACAACAACCUUUGAAUUCUAGAGCUCCUUUGCCACCUCAGCAAGUAUUGGUUCAUUCUGGUGGCUUCAACGACAGGCUGUCAACCCGAAUGCCAACCAGACCACAAUCAGGUUACAAUAGGACCAGUGCAUCGCAAGAAUCAAGUUACAAUAGAGCCAGUACUUCAUCUCAAGCCCCUCCUCCACCACCACCACCUCCGCCACCACCCCCUCCUGUUAGUCUCAAGAGAAAUGAUGGCUAUAACUCAAGUGGGUACAGAAAUGGAAGGGAUUCGUAUACGCGUAAUGAUGGAUAUCACAACAGGCCUGGCAGCAGAUAUGAUAACAAGAGAAAGCCGGAUAAUUUUGGUCCUGGUAGAGGACAUGAUAAGAAGGCUAGAUAUUAA